This is a messenger RNA of Perognathus longimembris pacificus (Pacific pocket mouse), 6948 nucleotides long. RefSeq names its product ras responsive element binding protein 1 (gene Rreb1). Lineage: Eukaryota; Metazoa; Chordata; Mammalia; Rodentia; Heteromyidae. The transcript has 14 exons. The record is from RefSeq and is a predicted model, not a curated record. Gene Ontology annotation, molecular function: RNA polymerase II cis-regulatory region sequence-specific DNA binding; DNA-binding transcription activator activity, RNA polymerase II-specific. The coding region runs from base 1123 to 6420 and encodes 1765 amino acids. Gene Ontology annotation, cellular component: nucleus. Gene Ontology annotation, biological process: regulation of transcription by RNA polymerase II.
AGCUGGAACGCAGGGGUUUGCCCCCGUGUAUGCCAGUGUCUGCAUAAGGGGCUUGAAUCCAGAGCCACUUGAGCCACAGCUCCACUCUGGCUUUUUGCUGGUUAAUUUUUCAUAAGAAUCUCAGGGAUUUUCUUGUAUGGGCUGGCUUGGAACCAGGAUCCUCUAGGAUUACAGAGGUGAGCCACCAGCACUUGUUUGGGAUGCAGUUAGUUAUUUGAUGUCUACUUGAAGAACAGUGCUGGUGGGGACACCAUCAGCCCUGCUCCAAUGGCCAAAGCUGACAGGAAGGCCCCUUGUUUAUGAACUCUGGGCUUUGACUUGCUAGGCAAGCACUCCACUACUCCAGCUGUGUUUUUUCCUGAGAGAGUCAGUGGCCUUGACCCUACUGGUAGGUGCUUUGUGUUGCCACCUCUGCACUCCUGUGUCUGAAUGCAGGGAUGCUGCCACUGCCACUACUCCCAAAGAAAUGCCCUCCUCCUGCAAGCCACUGCUAUUACCCUAGCUCCCUUUCAGUGGCUUACAUAUGCCUGGCCUCUCAGUUUUGGGACAUGGCUCCUUUGUGCUGUGAUCAGUUUUCCCUAAAUAAAGAGAACUUUUCAUGGCUCUCCAAGACAGAUCUCUGUUCCAGGAGAUUAUAAUUAAGCCAGUGAAGGUAUCACCCUGACUACCUUGUAUUCCAUAUUUGCUAUUCAAAACAAAUCAGAGGCCAAAUUUGGAGGUUGGUAAUAGAGAAGAGCCACCAAGAGACACUAGCAGCCAUCAGGGAGGAUGUCGGGAUGACACAAGAAUGUCCACCUAACACUAGGGAAAAUGGAUCAAACUUGACAGAGGAACCCUAGGUUGUUCCAAAUCUUUUCCAGAAGUGGCAGCUUCAGUGAAGUGUGACCCUUUCCACAUUUGGGCCUAGUCAUUGUCAACUCCUCAGUAAAAAGGGAAACUUGAUAAGGCAAGGAAAACAGUGUCAAUGAGUGAUAACAAGAGAAGAAGAAAGUAAACAGAGUCGUCUCCUAUUCCAUGUGGAUGAGAGUCCUCAUACAGGGGACUUUCACAGUUUAUCAGUUAAUACAGAAAAUGGAGUUUUAUGGCAGAGGCUUAUCUGUAAAAGCAUAAAUUCCUGUCCCAAUGACGUCCAGUUCGCCCUUUGGCUUGGAAGGCUCAGACCUGUCUUCCAUCAAUACCAUGAUGUCAGCAGUAAUGAGUCUAGGGAAUGUAACUGAGAAUGAUGGAAGCCCCCAGGGCAUCAAGUCCCCCCUGAAGCCUCCAGGACCAAAUCGGAUCGGCAGAAGGAACCAGGAAAUGAAAGAAGAAAAGUCUUCCUACAACUGUCCCCUAUGUGAAAAGAUUUGCACUACCCAGCACCAAUUGACUAUGCACAUUCGUCAGCACAAUACCGACACUGGAGGAGCCGACCACUCAUGCAGCAUCUGCGGGAAGUCUCUGAGCUCGGCCAGCUCCCUGGAUCGCCACAUGCUAGUGCAUUCUGGCGAGAGGCCUUACAAGUGUACUGUGUGUGGCCAGUCUUUCACCACCAAUGGGAACAUGCACAGACAUAUGAAGAUUCAUGAGAAGGACCCUAACAGUGCUACAACUGCAGCCCCUCCUUCCCCUUUGAAGCGCCGGCGGCUGUCCUCCAAGAGGAAACUGAGUCAUGACGCAGAGUCAGAGAGAGAAGACCCAGCACCAGCUAAAAAGAUGGUAGAAGAUGGGCAGUCAGGUGACUUGGAGAAGAUGCCUGAUGAAGUAUUUCAUUGUCCAGUAUGUUUCAAGGAGUUUGUUUGCAAGUACGGUCUGGAGAGCCAUGUGGAGACCCACUCAGAUAACCCACUAAGAUGUGAUAUUUGCUGUAUCACCUUCCGAACGCACAGAGGACUGCUGCGCCACAAUGCACUUGUCCACAAGCAGCUUCCCAGGGACGCUAUGGGAAGACCUUUUAUCCAGAAUAACCCUUCGAUUCCUGCUGGCUUCCACGACUUAGGAUUCACUGACUUCUCCUGUAGGAAGUUUCCUCAAAUUUCUCAGGCCUGGUGUGAAACAAACCUGCGAAGGUGCAUCAGCGAGCAGCACCGUUUUGUCUGCGACACCUGCAACAAGGCAUUCCCCAUGUUCUCUUCACUCACCCUGCAUAAGCAGACACACAGCACCGUGGACCAGGGACAGGAAAAGCUGCAGGCCAAGACCCUGGCUGGUGAUACCAUGGACCAGAAGCUUUUCUUGGCCUUGCUGGGCCUGCAGCACACCAAAGAUAUCAGGCCUGCUCCCAUGGAGGAACCCCUGCCAGAUGAUAACCAAGCAAUUCAGCUCCAGACACUCAAGUGUCAGCUACCUCAGGACCCUGGCUGCACCAGCAUGCUGAGUCUCUCUCCUUUUGAAGCUGCUUCUCUAGGCGGUUCUCUCACAGUCCUUCCAGCUACUAAGGAGAGCAUGAAGCAUCUGUCUCUACAGCCCUUCCAGAAGGGCUUCAUCAUCCAGCCAGACAGUAGUAUUGUGGUCAAGCCCAUCUCUGGGGAGUCGGCCAUUGAGUUGGCAGAUAUCCAACAGAUUCUGAAGAUGGCAGCCUCAGCCCCCCCACAAAUCAGUCUUCCACCUCUGUCCAAGGCCCCUGCAACCCCCCUGCAGGCUAUUUUCAAGCACAUGCCUCCUCUGAAGCCAAAGCCCUUGGUCACACCCCGGACAGUAGUGGCUACCUCCACACCCCCACCUCUUGUCAAUGCGCAGCAGGCCUCCCCAGGGUGCAUCAGCCCCAGCCUCCCACCACCACCCCUGAAGCUCCUCAAAGGGUCUGUGGAGGCAGCCUCCAAUGCCCACCUUCUACAGUCCAAGUCCGGGGCCCAGCCAAACAUGGCCCCACAGCUCUUCCUACAGCAGCCGAGGAUGGAGCUGCCAGGGGAACCAGAGAUGAAAACACAGCUAGAGCAGGACAGCAUCAUCGAGGCCCUGCUGCCCCUAAGCAUGGAGGCCAAGAUCAAGCAGGAAAUCACAGAGGGAGACCUGAAGGCUAUUAUGACCGUGCCAGGAGGCAAGAAGACACCGGCUAUGCGGAAAGUGCUCUAUCCCUGCCGCUUCUGCAACCAGGUAUUUGCCUUCUCAGGAGUCCUGCGUGCCCACGUGCGCUCCCACCUGGGCAUUUCACCCUACCAGUGCAACAUCUGUGACUACAUUGCCGCAGACAAGGCUGCUCUCAUCCGCCACCUGCGCACGCACAGUGGGGAGCGGCCUUACAUCUGCAAGAUCUGCCACUACCCUUUCACUGUCAAGGCCAACUGUGAGCGGCACCUGCGCAAGAAGCACCUCAAGGCCACCCGCAAAGACAUUGAGAAGAACAUCGAGUAUGUGAGCAGCAGCACGGCGGAGCUGGUGGACGCAUUCUGCGCGCCAGACACUGUGUGUCGGCUGUGUGGGGAGGACCUGAAGCACUAUCGCGCCUUGCGCAUCCACAUGCGCACUCACUGUGGCCGCGGCCUGGGUGGCUGCAACAAGAACCGCAAGCCCUUCGAGUGUAAAGAAUGCAGCGCCGCCUUCACUGCCAAGCGCAACUGCAUCCAUCACAUCCUCAAGCAGCACCUGCACGUACCCGAGCAUGACAUCGAGAGCUACGUGCUGGCGGUCGACGACAACAACAGUCUGGGCCCUGCAGAGAUUCCUGCAGAGGCCCCCGGGAGGGGCGAGGAGAGAAGCUGUGUUGCUUUUGGUGACUGUAAGCCCCUUGCUACCUUCCUAGAGCCUCAAAAUGGCUUUCUUCAUGGGGGUCCCACCCAGCCCCUGCCUCCCCAUGUCGCUGUGAAGUUGGAGCCCACUACUAGCAGCUUCACCAUGGACUUCAAUGAGCCCCUGGACUUUUCUCAGAAGGGCCUUGCCUUAGUCCAAGUGAAGCAGGAAAAUGUGUCCUCUUUCCUGAGCUCUUCCCCCCUGACCACCCCCUAUGACUGCUCCAUGGAGCCCAUUGACCUGUCCAUCCCCAAGAACUUCAGGAAAGGAGACAAGGACACAUUUCCUCCCAAUGAUGCUAGGAAGCUGGAGCCAGAAGCUGGGAAUACUGAGCAGCUCUCUUCCUGUCCACCACCCUGUACUACCUUGCCAGUGACUUUGGGGCCCACUGGGAUCCUGGAGAACUCCAUGGGCUCUGUGGUGGCUGCUACCACAGCUGCCACCCUGGAACCCCACACGCAACCCCUCCAGGGCUCUGUGCAGCUGGCAGUCCCCAUCUACUCCUCAACUCUCAUCAGCAACCCUCCCCUCUUGGGCAGCUCUGCCCUUAUAAACAACUCUACCCUCCUAAGCAGCCCAGCCUUGCUGCGACCACUACGACCUAAACCCCCACUCCUCUUGCCAAAGCCCCCCAUGACAGAAGAGCUACCCCCACUGGCCUCCAUUGCCCAGAUCAUCUCAUCUGUGUCAUCAGCCCCCACCUUGCUGAAGACCACAGUGGCCAAUCCAGGGCCUGCAAGCUCUGCUGCUGCCACAGACAACUCAGGAGGCUCCAUCCCCAAAGCCACCAGCACCCCCUCAGAUACCACAAGCCCCACAGCAUGUAGUGACCGCAGAACCAGCAGCCCAGAGGUGGCUUCACCUACUGAGCCAGGGCCAGCCAGCUUGUCCAAAAAGAGGGGCCGAAAAAAGGGGAUGAGGAGCCGGCCCUGUGCCUACAGUGGUGGUGUGGACCUGGACUCCAGUGGAGAGUUUGCCAGCAUUGAGAAGAUGCUGGCCACCACAGACACUAACAAGUUCAGUCCAUUUCUGCAGACUACAGAGGAUGAUGCUCAGGACGAGAUAGCAGGAGCUGCUGCCGACCACCACAGGCCCAGCGACGAGGAGCAAGGGAGUCCUGUGGAAGACAGGCUGCUAAGGGCAAAGCGGAAUUCCUAUGCCAACUGUCUACAGAAGAUCAGCUGUCCACACUGCCCUCGGGUCUUCCCUUGGGCCAGCUCCCUCCAGAGACACAUGCUCACACACACUGGUCAGAAACCCUUUCCUUGUCAAAAAUGCGAUGCCUUCUUUUCUACCAAAUCUAACUGUGAACGCCACCAGUUGCGCAAACAUGGAGUUACCACCUGCUCCCUGAGAAGAAAUGGGCUUAUCCCCCCAAAAGAGGGGGAUGUUGGAUCCCGUGAUAGCACAGACAGCCAGUCCGACUUGGAGACAUUGGCUGAGGCAGGUGAGGUACUAGAUCUCACAGCACGGGACAAAGAGCAGCUGCCAUCAAAGGAAGCCAUGGAGUCUAGCCCAGCCUCUGUGGAUCCUCCUGUGGAGGAGACCAAAGUAGACCUGGUCUCCCCUGGGAAUGAGGAAGAGAAGGGAGCAGAUGACAACCCUGAGCUGAAGGAAGAGCACACCUUGACGGAGAGCACGGGGGAAGCAGAUGGCCCUGAGGAAGACACAGCCAGCAACCAGAGCCUAGACCUUGACUUUGCCAGCAAGCUGAUGGACUUCAAGCUGGCAGAAGGUGAGACAUGUGCCAUAGGCAGCCGGGGGGAACCAGCCCUGCAGGAGCAGAAGCGUACCUGCGAUUCCUGUGGGAAGAGCUUCAAGUUGCUCAGCACCCUGAGUCACCAUAGGAAGGCACACGGCCACCAGGAGCCCAAGGAUGAGCAGGAGCUGCCCCUGGAAGGGGAGGCUGCCAGUGGACUAGCCCAGGAGCCCCUGCUGGCCCUGCCCUCAGAACCUGAGGAGAAGCCUGACAAGUCCCCCACAGGAGAAUCAACACCAAGCACGCGAGAGACUUCGGUGGAGAAGCAGAGUGAAGAGACAGAGUGCCUGUCUGAUGGGGAAGGCAUGGCAGAGAAGAAGUCCUUGGAGAGAAGCGAUGAUGACAAGAAACCAAAGACAGACUCUCCCAAAAGUGUGGCCAGCAAGGCAGACAAGAGGAAGAAGGUGUGCAGUGUGUGCAACAAGCGUUUCUGGUCCCUGCAAGACCUCACCCGGCACAUGAGAUCUCAUACAGGAGAAAGGCCGUACAGAUGUGAGACCUGUGAGCGGACCUUCACUCUGAAGCACAGCCUGGUUCGGCACCAGCGGAUCCACCAGAAGACCAGGCAUGGCAGGCACCUGGGGAAGGACAGCGACAGGGACGAGCGAGCUGAGGAGGACAGCGAGGCCGAGUCCGCCCACAGUGGCAACAACCCCAUCUCGGAGAGCGAAGCGGAGGCUUCCAGUGCCAGCAACCACAUAGCUAUCACCAGGAGCCACCAAAAGAGCAUAGCCAAUGCCGGGAAGGAUGGCAACCUACAGGAAGAGAAGGCAGCUGUGGGGCCAGCUGCAGAGCCCAGCCGAGGCACCCCAGAGGAGGAGGCAGCUCCAGGUGACCAGGACCCAGAGAGCCCAGCUGCCCUCGUGCCAGAUCUGCUGGACCUGUGCAGCAAGAGGCCUGCCCACCCCAUCCUGGCCACCGCCGAUGGUGCCACACAGCUCCUGGGGAUGGAGUGACAGCGCCCCAGCUCCCCACCAGCACAGACACAGCCAGCAGAGCAAAGAGCAUCCUGAACCUGUCCUUCGUGAGGCUUCCUCAGUUUCCUUCAGCUGUCGGGAAGUGAGUGAGAGAGGGAGGGUGAUAGAGACAAGCAAAUGUGUGGCCAGCCAGCUCGUGCCAUAGUCUUACCAUGCAUGUGUCCAUGUGCCAGGCCACAGCACAGUCAGUUCCAGUGCCUUAACUACUUUCAGAUCUUCCCAUGUCAUCAUGGGUGGCGUUGUUUUUCCAAAAUGACUUUAUAACAAAGCAAAUACUUUAAUGAAUUUAAGCAUUAACAUUACCUUUUGUAUCGGUGUGUGUGUGUGAGCUUGUUUUUGUGAAUCUGUGAUAUUAGUUUGUUCUGUGAGCUAGAACCAGAAGAAAGAAAAAAGAAAAGAAAAACCCAUGGAUACCAAUAGCCAAUAACUGGAAGAAAAUGAUGUGAAUUUCUUGUGUAUGACCAGAGGGAAGAUGGGUUUGAGGCCUAUUUCUCAAAUAGAUGUUUC